Messenger RNA from Portunus trituberculatus (swimming crab), 3296 nucleotides. Its product is annotated as cytochrome P450 CYP12A2-like. Gene Ontology annotation, molecular function: heme binding; monooxygenase activity; iron ion binding. The record is from RefSeq and is a predicted model, not a curated record. Lineage: Eukaryota; Metazoa; Arthropoda; Malacostraca; Decapoda; Portunidae.
UUCUCUCAACGUCACUUUGUAGGGCUUCUCUCACUCAGACAGCUAAUACUUUAGGCUUCACACACAGUACUGUAUGACAUACCUGCCAAACCAUAACCAACAGGAACUACUAACAGAUGAGGCUAUGGAGCGCUGUCAUCCCCUGGUAUGCUGCACGAAGCACUAUAUUCUUGAGGAACGCUUGCAACCGCUCCUGUCCCAGAGAACCCCAAGUGGAUCGCCAUGUGCAUGCUCCUGCCUAUCUGGAAGCUUACGAACUCAUGGAGGAAAACGCUGACAUGAUCUUUGACCCGCAAGACAUGAUGAGUGAACGGGCUUACGACUGUGGUAAAUCUGUCUCCAAGGGAAACACCACUGGUCAGCCCCGUCCCGCCUCAGACCUGCCAGGCCCUCGUGCCUGGCCCAUCGUGGGCUGUCUGCCCUACAUGAUGAGACAUCCAGCCUUCGAUCCAGACCGCCUGUAUCUGUUCUGGCAGGCAGUAAGGGACGAGUUUGGUCCCACGUUUCGCAAGGACAUGCCUGGUCAUUCUCAACUGGUGUUCAUCACGCAACCAGAAGACCUGGAGACGAUGCUGAGGGCCACAAUGUACAAUCCCUUGCGUCCAGCAAUGGCGUCCCUAAAGCGAGUGCGCAGCGACGGAGGCGCUGAUGGAAAGCACCACGCUCAUGACCACCUUUUCCAGGGACGAGCUGGAAUUCUUGCCGAGCAGGAGGAAGAGUGGUGGCGGGUGAGGCGCGUAGUGCAGCGACCCCUCACUGCUUCUCCACUGGUGUCUCAAUACCUGCCCGAGAUGGAUGAUGUCGCCAAGGACUUCGUCAUCAGAAUACGAGCCCUAAGGGAUCACCAGAGCGGAGAAGUGCCUGACACCUUCAACACAGAACUUUACAAGUGGAGCCUGGAGUCUCUGGGAACCAUCGCCUUGAACCGUCGGUUAGGAUGUCUGCAGCAACAGGAGCCAAAAGAGGCCCACGAGGCUAGCGAUGGUUGUGAUAAAGAAGAAGUGCAUCCUCUCCGUCUGAUUCGCCUCGCCAAGCAGCUGCUGGGAGCCCUCCACGAAACGGAAAACGUUAAGCUAUGGCAGUACUUCCCUACAGCUUCCAUCAUGCGCCUACAACAGGCACACCACGUCUUUACAGAUGUAGUCUUGCAAGCCAUACAAGCUACAGAGCAGAUAGAAGAAGCGAUUCGACAGCAGCAGCAACAGGGCGAAGAUGGGGCGAUGAUACCUUCUUCCACUCUACUGGGGAUGCUACUGGCCACCCCGGAGCUCAGCAGGGAAGACGUGCUCACCUUCAUUCUUGACUUGAUAGCUACGGGAAUCGAUACGACAAGCCAUGCUGUGGGCAACUUAUUGUAUCUAUUGGCACGUCAUCCGCACGUGCAGCAGCAGGUGUACGAGGAGGUGGUCAGGGAGGUGGGGCGGCCUCAGCAUCUCCUGCCUCAGCAUCUCACUGCUCUCACCUACACAAAGGCAGUCUUCCGGGAGUCCUUGAGAUUGAUGCCUGUGAACGUGGGCAUUGUGCGGACACUGACCCGCGACACAGUGCUCGGUGGUUAUCAGGUGCCCAAAGGGUGGGAGGUAGUGGCGCCCACAAUGCUCCUGAACCACCGCGAAGGUUUUCCCCGCGCCAAGGAGUUCCUGCCAGAGAGAUUUUUGCGUGGUUCACCCUGGGCACCACAACACAAUUUUGGCUUCUUGCCCUUCUCUUACGGCCCCAGAAUGUGCAUCGGCAGGAAGAUUGCUUACCAGGAGAUAUUUUGUUUCAUCAUUAGAGUGUUGGGCGAAAUGCAGGUUGACUACAAGUACCAGGAUAUCCACUCAGUGAACCGCCUUAGCUACGGUCCCUCGUCUCCCCUGCGAUUCACCUUCACCGACCGAUAGAAAGCUUCGGAACCCUAAUGAAGAAAAUGAGUCAGUAAAUAAAAAUUAAGGAAAUCAGAAUAUGUACACAUCUAUAUCUAAUCUAUCUAUCUAUAUAUCUAUCUAUCUAUCUAUCUAUCUAUCUAUAUAUAUAUAUAUAUAUAUAUAUAUAUAUAUAUAUAUAUAUAUAUAUAUAUAUAUAUAUAUAUAUAUAUAUAUAUAUAUACCUACCCUUCCUCGACGUCCUCACCACUGCUACAAAUGCAGGAUUCACUACUACUGUCUACACCAAACCCAGCAACAUAGGAUCCUGCCUUAAUGGAAAAAGUGAAUGCCCACAACGCUACCGCACCUCCACCAUGAACGCCUACAUACGACGUGCGCUCACACACUGCUCAACAUGGAGCAACACCCACCAAGAAUUAGAACGCAUCACACAGGUGCUUAUUAACAACGGCUACGAAAACACAGAAGUCAACACAGCCAUCAAGAAUGCCAUAGAUAAAUGGUACAAGAAAGACGAUCCAGAAAAGAAAAACAAAAUACUACUCUACUACAAAAACAUCAUGUCUACAGAGUACAAGACAGACGAGCGCAUCAUCAAAGACAUCAUACAACACCACGUCAAGCCUACAAACGAAGAAGACUGCAUAUCACUCAUCAUAUACUACAACACCAAGAAAACGUCACAGCUGCUGAUAAAAAACAAAACCACCAUGAAGAAAACUCCUUUACAAGAAGAUCAUGUCAUCUACAAACACGCCUGCAAAAUUGAGGACUGUGGACCUCAAACAUAUAUUGGGAUGACAAGGACAACAUUGUCAAGGAGACUCACCUGCCACCUACAGAACGGAACAAUCAAGAACCACUACAACACAUCACAUAAAACUACCGCUACAAGGAAACAUCUGGAAAAUAACACCACUAUCAUCGACCGCGAAAGGGACCCACGCCGCCUACUCUUCUUGGAAUCACUAUACAUAGCACAAGAUAGACCAGCCAUGAAUCUACAAACACAAGACCUACAGAUAUUACCCACACAAAAAAGAAGAUAUAUAUAUAUAUAUAUAUAUAUAUAUAUAUAUAUAUAUAUAUAUAUAUAUAUAUAUAUAUAUAUAUAUAUAUAUAUAUAUAUAUAUAUAUAUACUUAUAUCCCACCACCGCAGAUGCACUUUACAGCAUUGUGAGCGAUGUUUAUGUGUUAUUUCACUUCAUUUAACAGUCACUCGCAGCUUAAACACACUAAAUAUGAAUAACCUAUCAAGACCCCAAACAAUCCACAUUUUGUCUAAGUUCCUUGAGACACGGAAAAUUUGCAGAAUUAUUCUCACAAGCAAUGCUGCCUUGAACCCUAGGUAAGGUGGGGGGGCGGGAGCCUCACUGUUUGGGAGGUGGAAAGAAAUUGAACAAAAUAAAGAAUGAUAUUAAGAUCCA